Hyaloperonospora brassicae is the source of this 2541-nucleotide messenger RNA. Lineage: Eukaryota; Oomycota; Peronosporomycetes; Peronosporales; Peronosporaceae. The record is from the annotation of a GenBank genome assembly.
AUGCGGCGCGUCUUCGCGCAGAUGACUUCGAGUGUCUGUCUCGUCGUCGCAUUGGCAUUAGCCGCACGAGCGUAUGCACUCGACAGCAAUGCACCGCCGCCGUUUGGGCUCCGAGAGCCGACUGCUCUCGCCGGUACGAGCGUUGUCGGUAUAAAACCGGUACUACCCGAGUCGGUUUCUCUCCAUGUCGAGUCACGGCCGGAGGGAGAAACGAACUUAUCGGGCAAUUUCGAGACUGUUGGGGCCAUAGUUGGCAACAGUCAGGAUGAUGACAAUGAUGACGAUAGUGACAGUUGGAUGAGGACAAGUGACACAGAGACGUGGAAAAGCAGUGGAAAAGGGGCACUGGACAACGCCGUGCGGUCAACAGACGAUGACUCGUUUGUGCCCGCGUCGGACGCGGUCGAUCAUUCGAUACGGCCAAUGCCUCUGGAUCAUGGGGUACCGCCAGUUGUUAAUUCGACAUUCAGUGGCUCGCUCGAUGCUGUCAUUCGUCGCGACACGGAUGAUGUGGAUGUUGAUAUAAGGAGACAAAGUGACGUCGGCCGUCUGCACCCCGAGACAGUGGCAACUGUCGUCGAGACGGUUGUUCCAGCUGCCGACUCGGGCGUCAAUGCGACUGUCGGACUGACAGAGAAUCGCACAGCUGCUGACCUUACGCUGGAGAAGCAGACGCAUGAUGCGUCAAGUGCUGGGAAGACUGGGAUGCUUCAACUGGAGGCACAAGAUGACGAUGCCGGGUCUUUGACACUGGACGCAGUCGAAGACGCUGGAUCGCUUGCUUUGAAGACGAUGGAUGUGGAAAAGGAGGCGGUGAGCAAUGUCACCGAUAUGGGCAGGAAGGCAGAGAAUGCGUCGACGUUGGGGGCUCCCGUCGUGAAGACCACUGACGUCGCAGCGAAGACAAGGAAUCAGACAGCGUAUGAGGUUGUAAAGCCGGUGACUCGAGUCGUGGACGUAGUGACGAACUCGAUUAGCCGCAUGGAUCGUGUCGUCGAUGCUGCGACGAACGCUGCGAACCGUACGAAGACGAUGACAGAUUCAGUCGAUGACUUUGUGAAACCAGUCGAUGACUUUGUGAAGCCAGUGGUUUUGGUUGCAAACACGGCUGCCAAUACGUCUGAUUAUAAUGUGAGUACGACGCUUGAUGCAACGGGUGAGACAGUGGCGCCUAUAGUAAACACGACGGACAGAAGAGCGGACUUGAAAAGAAGGGAGGUAGUAAGAAAUGCAAAGUUCCGUGUCGACGCUCCUGUCGAGGAUACAGCAACGCACACUCCUGACUUCACGCCGAGGACGUUAGAUGACACAGCAUCCGAUACGACGAAGUUGGUGGCCCCAGUUGCGAGUACGCCAGCGAACACUACUGGCUUUACAGCAAAGACAGAGUUGCCUGAUAUGAAAAUGGGGACUCAUAGCACUGCAAAUGCUGCUACUUCCAUGACGUCUGCCGCAACGACGACAGCGCCUACGACUGCUACCGUUCCCGCUGCAUCCACUCAUACCUCAGCAAAGAAUGCAGCAACCGGUACUGUGCGCAACAGGACGUUCGAGAGCGCAGGAACGCUGACUCCGGUACCGAUGACGCCCAGCGAAACUGAAGCGUCCGUGAUCACGGCUGAGGAGAUCCCAUCACAAGAGGAGGAAGUGAAGACACAGUCGAAUCGGACGCCCGCGACUGUCACGCAGCCGCUGGACCGUGAGACUGAGACGAAUUCGGGCGAGAAUGAGCAUGGCUUGAGCUCUAAACGCAAUCAGAUCGUGUCUGUCAUCGGCAGCUCUGACAACGUCAACUCUGGCAGUGACGAUUCCGAGAGCGAUGAUACAGUGUCAAAUCGCGACCCGUCCUUGGCGUUCUUGUUUUCCAGAGCCGAUACGGCGAACGCGACCGAAACGCUUUUGACGACGAUGAACGCAACCCGCGAUACGAUGUCCGCGAGAGUGUCUGCUGGAAAUGAAAGUGCUUUUGCUACCGCCUCUGGUGCAGUCGACGGUGGCUUUGAGCUGAAGUCGAGCGAGUUCAAUGUCGCUUCCGCCUCUUCUUUGACUGCGGACUUGACGCAUGCGCCGACAUCGACAGAGAGCUCAGACGAAAUUGUUGUUCAGACUCCGACACCGGAGUCUGCGAAGACGGCAUUGCGAGUGGAUCCUCCCGCUACCUCGGGACCGAGUCCGGCCGCAGCACCGGUGGCCGCAGUUGCGCCGCAGCCGUCAACAGCGCCUGGCAGCAGCACCACGGAGAGUCAAGAGGCGCUGUCCAAACGUGCUAAGGAUGUCUCGGGCGAAAACGGUGCAGGUACAUCGGCCAUGUUUGUGGUCGUUGGCGGUUUGGGCUGUGUGGCCAUCAGUGCCAUCGUUGUGUACGUGAAGAAGCAGCACCGCGAGCAUGAGACGAUGGGUUCCGGUAGCGAGCGCGGGUCAAUGUCUGCGGCAGCAGAAGGCCGCAGUUCCGAAGGCAGUGUGUACAACGACCCGUUGGGCACACGGUACUCCAGCAUCGUCAUGAUCACCCCCAACGGUGACGGUGUGUGCAUAUUGUAG